Molecule: messenger RNA, 1300 nt
Organism: Drosophila busckii
Lineage: Eukaryota; Metazoa; Arthropoda; Insecta; Diptera; Drosophilidae
Product: protein phosphatase methylesterase 1
Exons: 6
Coding region: 85-1287 (400 amino acids)
Biological process (GO): protein demethylation
Molecular function (GO): protein methylesterase activity
Source: RefSeq, a predicted model, not a curated record
GUACGCGAAAAAUGUAUAAAAAUUGAGAGGCGUUAAAAGAAAUAUUUUUAUUUACGAACCGUUUGUUGUUGUCCAUGACUGACAAUGUCGAGCUUACAACGAACAAUAUUGAAAUCGAAACUUCCACCUACAAUUCCAGGAGGUCGAAUUGGUAGAGCAGAUUCUUUCAAGAAGUCUCGCAUACGUGACUACAAACCAUGCAUGUGGAACGAAUUUUUUGCCGAAAAGGAAGAUAUUGUGGUGGAUGAACAACGCACAUUUAGAAUCUACAGGACAAAGAAGCCCGAAAAACCGGGCCCUACAUUACUUCUGUUGCAUGGUGGGGGCUACUCAGCGCUCACCUGGGCGCAUUUUUGUUCAGAAGUGACAAGCAUGAUACACAGUCAGUGCCUGUGCAUUGACCUUCGGGGCCAUGGCGACAGCAAAGUGGAUGACGAGGACGACUUGUCGGCAGAUACGCUUUCAAAGGACAUUGGCGAUUUGUUGACGAAGCUGUAUCCAGAGGACAUGCCACAAAUUUAUGUAGUUGGCCACUCUAUGGGUGGCGCCAUUGCCGUACAUUUUGCGUAUAUGGCCUUGGUGCCGACUCUCAUUGGCAUUACAGUCAUUGAUGUGGUAGAGGGCACAGCUAUGGAAGCAUUAGCCAGCAUGCAAAGCUUUUUGCGCUCGCGUCCAAAGUACUUCCAGAGCAUACCGAAUGCCAUUGAAUGGUGUAUACGCAGUGGUCAGGUGCGCAAUGUGGACAGUGCCAAAGUCUCAAUGCCGGGACAGAUAAUCAACUGCACAACGAAUCAACUGGCAACGAAUGAUUUACCACUUCCCGAUGAAGUGCUGGAGGAGGCGCAUCAUACCAGCAUGUUUCCCAAUGCGUUUAGCAUUUCAGAGGAUGAGGAAUCACCUGCUGGUGAUGAGGGCGCCACAGGUGAAGACUUCAAGAAGCCCAUUACAACCAAGGCAGCUACAGAUGCGGCUAAGAACUACACCUGGCGCAUUGACUUGGCCAAGUCGGAAAAGUACUGGGUUGGAUGGUUCUCUGGUCUCAGCGACAAGUUCCUCAACUUGCGUUUGCCCAAGCAGCUACUGCUGGCUAGCAUCGACGGUUUAGAUCGCACGCUGACCGUAGGACAGAUGCAAGGACGCUUUCAAAUGCAGGUGCUAGCACGCUGUGGACAUGCCGUACAUGAAGACCGUCCCCAUGAGGUAGCUGAGGUAAUUAGCGGCUAUUUGAUACGCAAUCGUUUUGCCGAGGCCGCUGGCGAAUUUCGCUGCCACAUGCCCUCCUGUUAGGCGACAUCCAUGU